UAUAGAUAAUAGAAUAAAAAUUCAUACAUGGCAUGAUUUUAAACAGUUGGUUUGUGUAGAGUUCAUGAACUAUUUUGAUCAAAAGGUCGUUUUUAUGUGUUAUUUGUGAAACGCUUAUAAAACUGCAUUCAUACAAACAUGCACAUUUGAUCCCAUGACAUGACAUUUUUCAUUGUAAUUUUGUUGAACUUUUAGUGGCCAAAACCACACCCCCACAGCAUCGUUUCAAUUUUUCUAAAAAUACUUCCAAAUAUGGGUCAUUGUCAUUAUUUUCGCUGUAUAAAGAAUUUUUGCGAAUUUUAUAUAAAACGUUGCACGCUUAACAGCAUCUUCUGAAUGUCGCUUUGGACAGAAAACAGAACAUACGCAUUUAUUUAUUUGCAAAAAAAAAUUCGUGUUAAAAAUGCAAAUCAACAUUGAAAAUAUUGUGCUGUUCAGCUGCUUUCUUUUAAUCCCAGUAAACGUUUGCAGCCUAACCGAUAAUUACGAUGAUCUAUUACCCGUCAAUAAUGCCGAAACUGGAGAUUUUCCAUCAAUUGGCUCAUCUGAAACUGAUACGCGAAGUGUUAAACGAGAAGCUCCAAUGUUCAACGUUAUAAUGGAUUUAUUCGAUACAUUUUACAUGGCUAAAAAAGUAUAUGGAAAACGUUCGAAAUUGCGUCAAACGAGCAUGCACAAUGAUCAUGACGCCAGUUUCCUAAAGUAAUUUACGCAAUAGAAUAAAGAAAAAAUCGUGUUUUUAACGACUCUAAAUAAUAAACUUGCUUUCGAAUCAUUUUUCUGUCUGAUUACGUCUAAGUCAAUGAGAAAAAAGCAACACACUGAACAAAAUUCUAAUUGAAAUACAAUCACGCGCUAAUUAAUAAUAUGAAUCAGACAGAUUAAAGGCUUCAUAUUAUUAUUAGCCUUUGUACCUUAAACAGAUGUGCUUACAAACGUAUUUUUGUGUAUGCGGAAAAUAGAUUCAGGGGACUUACAUUUGAAUUAAGUGUACAGACUUGAAUAACAUCACAUCAAUCCUACGUGACGUUUCUUUUGCGUUCGUCAUAUCCAUUCAAAAACACUUUUUUUUAUUGAAGUGUUCAGUGUUUGUUUUUUUUUGUUGUUUUAAAAAUUU
Molecule: messenger RNA, 1117 nt
Organism: Contarinia nasturtii (swede midge)
Lineage: Eukaryota; Metazoa; Arthropoda; Insecta; Diptera; Cecidomyiidae
Exons: 2
Coding region: 404-706 (100 amino acids)
Source: RefSeq, a predicted model, not a curated record